GUUGGUGAUAUCAUCUGCAUUGAUAAGGAUCAGCGUGUUCCUGCUGAUGUUGUUCUCUUAUGGACCUCUGAUCGCCAAGGCACUUGUUUCAUUCGUACUGAUCAGCUUGAUGGCGAGACUGACUGGAAGCUGCGUCAAGCGAUCCCUGCCACUCAGGAGGUUUGUGGGCCUCAUGGAAAUAAUAUGGACGCAUUGCUUGACCUAUGCGCCCAUGUUUAUGCUGAGCCACCAAAUCAGAACAUACACAGUUUUGAGGGCACUUUUACACGAACCGAAUCAUCCCUGUUUUCCAGGACAGAAUGUAGUGCCUUCGUAACAAGUCUGACAGCGGCACCUCAGGUUUCAUUGACGGGAAUUAAUUCUGGUGUCCCUCCUGCCGACGCAUCGCUUAGCCUGGACAACACCGCUUGGUCGAAUACUGUAUUGGCCACUGGCUCUUGCUUAGGGCUAGUUGUAUACACUGGUUCCGAGACGCGAGCCGUCAUGAACUCGAGCAAGGCGCGCACUAAGCUUGGCCGUGUUGAUCGUGAUGUGAACAAUAUUAACAAAUUGCUAUUUUUUGUCGUAGUUCUACUCGCUCUAGUGAUGAUUGCCCUCAAAGGUUUCAUGGGAUCUUGGUUCAAGUACUACUGGCGCUUUUUUCUUCUUUUCUCCUACAUUAUUCCACUCGCGUAA
Protopolystoma xenopodis is the source of this 675-nucleotide messenger RNA. NCBI's taxonomy places the organism in Eukaryota, Metazoa, Platyhelminthes, Monogenea, Polystomatidea, Polystomatidae. The record is from the annotation of a GenBank genome assembly.